Molecule: messenger RNA, 345 nt
Organism: Penicillium oxalicum
Lineage: Eukaryota; Fungi; Ascomycota; Eurotiomycetes; Eurotiales; Aspergillaceae
Exons: 1
Coding region: 1-345 (114 amino acids)
Source: RefSeq, a predicted model, not a curated record
AUGGGGGUCUAUGUGGUAGCAAGUGGAUGUCCAGUAGAAGCAAACAUGAGAGCCGACGAAGACCAGGGAUGGGCCCAAGGUCAGAAUCUCAGCCCCAAAUGGGCAAGUCUGCCAACCGGUGAAUUGGCGGUAAAUGUAAUACACAGUGGGAUAAAGCAGGGUAGACAGGGUUGUCCGCUGCGCAGUCCAAGUGAUGCCACGUCACCACCCAAUCUUCAUCGAGCAAGUCUCAGCCACUCGGAUGAAGUUCACAAACAAGCAAGGGAUAGUGGUACAAAUAUGGGUAUGGUAUCCAGGAAUGCUGAAUUGACAAAGGAGAGGCAGGAAAAGAAAAAGAGAAGGUAA